This is a messenger RNA of Monascus purpureus, 1842 nucleotides long. The record is from the annotation of a GenBank genome assembly. Lineage: Eukaryota; Fungi; Ascomycota; Eurotiomycetes; Eurotiales; Aspergillaceae.
AUGCAGGCGCGUGCGGGCGCGCCGGGGCCAGCCGAUACAUCUGGUGCUGGUGCGGGGAGGGGGAGACGGACGCGAUUGAGUAUCAAUAAUCAUAUGAUUGAUGAAGGUGAUCGUCAGCAGGUGAAUAGGGGGGAGAAGAAGAAGAGGAAAGCAGGAUCUUUUCAUGAGGAUGUUGGGGGUUUCCAGUUUACGCGCAUUGCGACCAAGAAGCCGCGACCGUCUGUAGAUGCUAUUCCUGAAGUUCAGGGGGAUGCAGAUUCAGCUACGGCUACAGCUACGGUGCCUGAAAAUACGGCUCUGCAGCAGCAGAAGAAGUCGCCGAGGAGGGGAAGGCCGCCGAAGAAACGGGCGGAGACGAACGUGGGUACGAUGAAUAAAGGUGCAGCCGUGGAGACGGAAGCGACGACAACAAUGGCCAUGUCUACAGCUGAAACAACCGGGAGGAGAAUGCGACGGAGCUCAAAUAUGGCAUCAUCAUCAACAGCGGCGGCGGCGGCUGUACCCGAAACACGGUUUGAACGGGGGAGUCCACUACGGUCAACGCGAUCAGCCACGCGAAAACAUGAGCAUUCACCUCCGCCAGCAGAUCUUCCACCGGUAGAAAAAAAGCGCAAGAAAGGUCGGCCGGCCAAGGCUAAAGCUGGAGGGGUACAAGAAAAGGCAGAAGAAAGGAAUGGAUUUCGGUCGCCUGAUGUGCAGACGAUUGGUACAUCGAAGAUUGCGCUGCCGAUGGCCGAUACUCCUGUUAUACAGCGAAAUAAGGAGAUACGAGAGGGAAAGUCGGGAAAGGCCCCAAAGAGGCGAAGUAGUUUAGGGAUGAGAGGGAGACGGGCGAGUUCUCUGAUUGAUUCGGGUGUCUCGAACGCCUUGCCUCAUAAGGAAGUGGAUACGGCGGAUUUCUACAAACACAUCGCAAGUGACGGUUUAUCGGAGCCGCGGAGAAUGCGACAACUUCUGAUCUGGUGCGCCACGCGAGCAUUGGGGGAGAAAUCUUCCGGGUCACGAUCAGAGGAUGAAAGCGCUCGAUUAGCAGCGCGCGUGAUUCAAGAAGAACUACUCAAGGACUUUGCGAAUAAUUCAGAGCUCUCCGACUGGUUUGGGAGAGAAGAUGCGAAUCCGCCGUCCGUUGUCGUGAGGAAACCGAAUCCGAAGAAUGUGCAGAAUGCAGAGAAGAUCAAGGAAUUAGAGGAACAGAUACAACGAUUACAAAGAGAGAGACAUGCUCUGAACGCUCUCCUCAAACAACCGUCCAUCCCACGCAUCAAAUCUUUGUCAUCAAAACGAGAAAAGCCAUCAGAAGCUCCAUUGAGCGAUCAAACAUCACAACCUACACCGAUCUCGACAGAACCCUCCCCAGAACCCCAGUCCAUCGACAAGUCCCUGCUAGACCCAUCACAGCAAGCCAUUCUCGAAUUUCUAGAUCCCUCGAAAACCUCUCAACCUGAACAGUCGAUGAAACAAGAACACAAACAUGAAGAACAGGAAAACGCCCCCUCUUCAACAACAACCCAUCACCAUAUCCCGCCACUAAUCCCUUCAGAAAUCUCCUCACGUCUCUCCCAUAUCCGAACACGCCUAACACCAACAAUCGACUCCUUUGCCGCCGGGAUCCACGACGUAGAGCUCUACCGUUCCACAGCAGAUAAAGUAUCUUCUCGAGUCCUCCGCAUCUGCUCCCAGCGUCUGGAGGAGCGUGAUGCGCGGAACGCCCUGCGCAGGCUCACCAUCGCCAGUGACCAAGAUACUGAACAAGGGGGUACAGCCAAAUCCAUGCAGCCUGGGCAAGUACCAAGGGAAGACCUUGGGAUUAUUCUGAGUGCAUUGAGUCGUGUUGAGCGAUGA